AUGGCAUCGCGGGCUCUCGUCCCGUUUCUCGUAGCUAUGAUGCUAUUGACGGGUGAUAUGCAAUGUGUCGCAAACUGCGACUCCAAAGACCCUUCAAAGCGAUCCUACUUUAACCAGCCGGUCCUCCAGACGGCGCAGAUGUUUGUUGGUGAGAUGGGCUGUUGGUUGGUAGUAGGGCUAAUGAACCUCUAUCGCCGAUUCGGUCCUGGAGCAUCUCGCGAGGGAUACGAAGCUGUAAAUACCAACGACACGGACGACGCGAACACUGCACUUGUUGCGAACUCUGAUGGGAGACCGAAGCCGCCGAGCGACGAAGGCAACGGCGCCAUUCUCCGCGGACCUCGUAUCCUCUUGCUGGCACUCCCUGCUGUCUGCGACAUUCUUGGGACAACAUUGAUGAAUAUCGGCCUGCUCCUCGUUGUUGCCUCGAUCUACCAAAUGACUCGCGGCGCUCUUGUUCUCUUUGUUGGGCUGUUCAGUGUCAUCUUCCUUCGCAGACAUCUCUAUCUCUUCCAGUGGUUAUCUCUUGUGGGUGUUGUUUUCGGUGUUGCCAUCGUCGGCCUGGCCGGCGCCAUCUAUCACGAGGACAAGAACACACAGAGUGCCGAGGACGAAGGUGCUCCGACGUCCAACGCACUGCUCUCUGUCAUCGGUGUGUUGUUGAUUGCUGGAGCCCAGAUAUUCACAGCGACCCAAUUUGUGCUAGAGGAGUGGAUCCUCGAAAGAUCAGCCAUAGAACCCAUCAGGGUUGUCGGUUGGGAGGGUCUAUUCGGCUUCAUCGUUACAGUCAUUGGCAUGAUUGUCCUGCACCUCGCUAUCGGUCGCACUGACGCUGGUCAUAAUGGGUACUUUGACAUGGUUGAAGGCUGGAGGCAGCUCACAGAGAAUCGAGCCAUCGGUGUGUCCAGCGUACUGAUCAUGAUCAGUAUCGGUGGAUUCAACUUCUUCGGGCUGUCCGUUACGAGGAGUGUCUCCGCCACUUCCAGAUCCACCAUCGACACUUGCAGAACGCUCUUCAUCUGGAUCGUCUCUCUCGGCUUGCGCUGGGAGACAUUCAAGUGGCUGCAAGUCGCUGGUUUCGCCCUCCUCGUCUACUUUACGUUCCUCUUUAACGGCAUCGUCCAGCCCCCUUUCAAGUUCCUCGUCCCGGAAGAAGAGGUAGAGGAGUUGUUACCGGAAGACCCUAUCGAACACCAGUAG
Colletotrichum aenigma is the source of this 1200-nucleotide messenger RNA. RefSeq lists its product as uncharacterized. Gene Ontology annotation, molecular function: pyrimidine nucleotide-sugar transmembrane transporter activity. Gene Ontology annotation, cellular component: intracellular membrane-bounded organelle; Golgi membrane. Bases 1 to 1200 code for a protein of 399 amino acids. The record is from RefSeq and is a predicted model, not a curated record. NCBI's taxonomy places the organism in Eukaryota, Fungi, Ascomycota, Sordariomycetes, Glomerellales, Glomerellaceae. The transcript has 3 exons. Gene Ontology annotation, biological process: pyrimidine nucleotide-sugar transmembrane transport.